Pimephales promelas (fathead minnow) is the source of this 1883-nucleotide messenger RNA. RefSeq lists its product as uncharacterized. The record is from RefSeq and is a predicted model, not a curated record. Lineage: Eukaryota; Metazoa; Chordata; Actinopteri; Cypriniformes; Leuciscidae.
UAUUAUACAACACUCACGGCUGUCUAUUUCACGCUGGGAUAUGUGAUUUACAUUUGAGGUGUAGACUAUACUGCAUGUUCGAGACUGGACUCUGGAGUUGCUUUUGGCUUUGUUACUUGGAUAAUAAAGUAUAUUUUCUGGCAUCAAAUCCCCAAGACUUCACGAUUGAUUUUAAAGAAAGUGACACAGCAAUUCAUGCGCUGGAUGAAGGAGAAUCAUUUUAGGGUUAUGAGUUUAAUGAGCAUCAGUUACUUUAUGAUAGACAGACAGAUAUAAAUGCUUAGAAGUGCCAUUUAGUAUAAAAACAAACUCACUAACUGAUAUAUUUUUGAUUUUGGCAGAUCAGCUCCUCCCACUGCAGUCACAUCAUCAGUGAAGCUCCUCCCACAACAAUAACGUUAUCAGUGAAGCUCCUCCCACUGUAAUUCUCCUAUAAAUGCUGUAAAUUCCCACCAGCUUCAAGUGAAGACGAGCAUCGGAGCAUCAGGAAGAGCUGAAAUCUGCAAAGACUGAGUUUAUUAAAGAGGACAGUGAGAACAUGAGUGAUCCAGAACCCUGCAGAAUUAAACACACUGAAGAUCCUGAAGAACAAAGAGACCUGAUGGAAGAGAGCGAGGAGAGAGAAGAACUGAGAGAAGUGAAGGAGGAACAUCAUGUCAAACCUGGAGAAAAAACUUUGAGUCGUUCAAAGACUAAAAAGACAUUUUUAAAGAAAAGAAGAGCCAAGAAAUCUUUCACCUGCACUCAGUGUGGAAAGAGUCUCACAACCAAACAAUAUCUUGAGACUCACAUGAGGAUCCACACCGGAGAGAAGCCGUUCUCAUGUGAUCAAUGUGGGAAGAGUUUCAGUCAUUCAUCUUCCCUUAAUGUUCACAUGAUGAUCCACACCGGAGAGAAGCCGUUCUCAUGUGAUCAGUGUGGUAAAACAUUUAUUGGGUCAUCAAACCUGAAGAAACACCUGACAGUUCAUAUGAAGGAGAAGCCGCAUUCAUGUUCUGUGUGUGGAAAGAGUUUUUCACAUCUGCAAUAUUUACAUGCACAUCAGAAAACACACACUGCUGUGAGAGAGUACAUGUGCUUUGAGUGUGAGAAGACUUUUGCAACAGGGAAAGAUUUAAUCAUACACCAGAGGAUUCACACUGGAGAAAAACCUUACAUGUGUUCACACUGUGACAAGAGAUUCAAUCAGUCACAACAUCUGAAAUCACAUGAGAGGAUCCACACUGGAGAAAAACCUUACAAGUGUUCACACUGCGACAAGAGAUUCAGUCUGUCAACAAAUCUGAAAACACAUGAGAUGAUCCACACUGGAGAAAAACCUUACAAGUGUUCACACUGUGACAAGAGAUUCAAUCAGUCACAACAUCUGAAAACACAUGAGAGGAUCCACACUGGAGAAAAACCUUACAAGUGUUCACACUGUGACAAGAGAUUCAGUCAGACAUCAACUCUGAAAACACAUGAGAAGAUCCACACUGGAGAAAAACCUUACAAGUGUUCACACUGUGACAGGAGAUUCAGUCAGUCAUCAUAUCUGAAAACACAUGAGAUGAUCCACACUGGAGAGAAGCCGCACACGUGUGAUCAGUGUGGAAAGAGUUUUGCUUUGAAACGCUACGUGGAGAUUCACAUGAAGGUCCAUGCAGUGGAGAAACCACUUAGGCUGCGUUUACACUGCAAGUCCUAAUGCACAGAUCAGAUGAUUUGACCAUAUCUUUUUUUUUUUUUUUUUUCAUUUUUACAUUCACUAUAUUUGUAAUUCACAAUAUUUGCAAUACAGUUUCAUUUGUUAACAUUAGUUGACAUUUUAACUCCCACUGGACAAGAUAUUUCUUACUUCAUUUUAUUUUUGGUAAAGUUAGUUAAUACAAAUGCAGUUUUGU